CGCUUACUCUAGUAUCAGAAACGAUGAGAUCAGAAAGAACAAUACCUCAGACGGCUGCCCUGCGUGACCCCGGCGACCCCCGUGCAGGGCCCGAGACAAAUCGAUCGAUUAAACGACGGAAGUAAAACGCCAACAAAAGGCCAUCGUAAGUUUGCCCUUCGAACGCCCAUUCCUUGCAUUCUUUCGUUUUUUCUUGUACAGAAGAGCUCGUCGACUUUUCUACGCUCCCGACUGCAUCGCAGAAAAGCGGCGUGUAGAUUGGGGUGUCCUUGCGCCGCGUCACGACCCACGACGCAUGUUGCCAGACAGAGCUUAGUGCCCUGUCGCGGGAAUAUUCCAGGCGAACUAGUGAUUCACGUUACGUACGAGCAGGUCCCCGCCCCGAAGGACUGUAACCUCGUGGCGCAGGAAAUUCUCAGACUGCCGGGAGAACGCAUGUCUCGUCUGAACAAAGGGUCUGCUGUCUUGGGCCGGAUUGCCUUGAGUGCCCUCGUUCUCUGCGUAUGGCUCUAUGUUUCCUCCGCAAAUCGGGGUGCCCGAAUUAUAUUGCAAGCCGAGUGUUCUGGACACUGUCGCACGUCAACAUCGGUCGACACGUCCCGUGAGACGUCGCUUGGCCAUCUGGCUUGUUCGGUAAACGGCCCCGUCCGUUCCUUCCAAGGUUGACAACAAAUUUAAAAUAUGACAGCACUCAGAGUCCCUGAGUCGCAGUCCAGAUGACUUACAUAUCCAUACUACCGGAGAGCUCUUGGUGGGCUGCUGA
This is a messenger RNA of Phanerochaete carnosa HHB-10118-sp, 763 nucleotides long. RefSeq lists its product as uncharacterized. The record is from RefSeq and is a predicted model, not a curated record. Bases 436 to 666 code for a protein of 76 amino acids. The transcript has a single exon. NCBI's taxonomy places the organism in Eukaryota, Fungi, Basidiomycota, Agaricomycetes, Polyporales, Phanerochaetaceae.